AUGAAAUCCAUUUUAUCAUUAAUCAUCUUCUUUUUAGCAAUUUCUUUUGUUACCUCAGAAGUUUUUAACUCUGUUGUACCAUUAGGAAAAACAGUUCAAGGUAAACUUAUUCAACAAAAUAUCCCAAGUAUUUCAAUUCCAAGUGGAAAUAUUCAAAUUAGUGGAUUUCAAGCAGUUUUUUUAAAUGAUUCAUCAAAUGCUCAAUUUUUAAGAUCAUCAAUUAAAAUUAUUUCAGUUGAUAUUAGUGUUAGUAAACCAGCUCAAAGAAAGAUUUUUUCAUUCACUCUUUCAAACAUUUUUGAGCCAUUGGUAUUACCAUCACCAUAUGUUAUUAAUGUUCCAACUGGAUCAACAGCAAGUAUGUCAAUUUCAUACUUAACUACCAAUAGUGAAGCACGUAAUGUUUCAUUGAAAUAUUAUAUGAAAUAUGAAAGUGUUAGCAGUGGAUAUACACCAGUUUCAAGAUCAUCCAUUUCAGCAUCACCAAAUGGUGCUGCAUUCAACGUUACCAAAGGUACCAAUGGCAAAUUCACUAAAUCAAAUAACUACAUUUGGCAAACUGAUGUCUCUGUAGUAUCAUUACUUGCAACUGGCUCACAAGGUAUUAUUAGUAUGGCUUUUGUUAAUAAUGCCACCGGUGCUGUCAUUUGUAAUUCAGUAGGUCACUAUGUCAAUGAUCUCCUUUACACAAUGUCACCAUGUUCAACUGUUACACCACUUACUAAAGGUACAACUUAUACUGUUUUAGCAGUUUACAAUAAUACUGUUCAAAUUAAUGGUGUAUUCGCAUCAUUUGGUAUCUAUACAACUUUCCCAAAGGCUUCAACUACUGGUAGUACAACUGGCCCAUCAACUACUCAUGCUGCAUCAUCAACCACUGGUCCAUCAACUACUCAUGCUGCAUCAUCAACUACUGGUCCAUCAACUACUCACGCUGCAUCAACUACUGGUCCAUCAACUACUGGUCCACGUCCUUUAACUUCAACUACUCACGCUGCAUCAACUACUGGUCCAUCAACUACUCACGCUGCAUCAACUGGUCCAUCAACUACUCACGCUGCAUCAACUACUGGUCCAUCAACUACUGGUGGUAAAACAAGUGGUGGUGGUAGUGGUGGUGGCAGUGGUGGUGGUAGUGGUGGUAAAACUUCAACAUCAGGUCCACACUCAACUACUGGCCAUCAAACUUCUGGUCAUCAUACAGGUUCUUCUCAAAGUGGUUCAGAAAGUGGUUCAGAAUCAAGUGGUAGAGGUUCAUCACAAAGUGAUUCACAAAGUGAUUCACAAGCAAGCGGCUCUCAAUCAAACUCUGAAUUCACUACAACUGGUUCAAUGUCUGGUAGUCAUCAAAGUUCAGGAAGUCAACAAACCUCUGGUUCAAUGUCUGGUAGUCAACAAACUUCAGGACAAACCUCUGGUAGUCAACAAUCUGGUUCAUCUGGUAGUCAAUCAACUGGUGGCAGUUUCCAAACUUCAGGUUCAUCUGGUAGUCAAUCAUCAGGUCAAUCAACUGGCGGUCAAUCAUCAGGUCAAUCAACUGGUGGUCAAUCAUCUGGUCAAUCAACUGGUGGUCAAACCUCUGGUCAAUCAACUGGUGGUCAAUCAUCAGGUCAAUCAACUGGCGGUCAAACUUCAGGUCAAACCUCUGGUCAAACUUCAGGUGCAUCAACUGGUGGCAGUUCAACUACCUACAGUGGUAUGGCUGAUUUCAAAACUCCAUUCGAAUAUAAACACUCAAAUAAUAGAAAACUCGAAAUCUAUUAA
Molecule: messenger RNA, 1764 nt
Organism: Dictyostelium discoideum AX4
Lineage: Eukaryota; Evosea; Eumycetozoa; Dictyosteliales; Dictyosteliaceae
Exons: 2
Coding region: 1-1764 (587 amino acids)
Source: RefSeq, a predicted model, not a curated record